GACACACCUGAACACAAAGUCAGUGUGUUAUCGGACAAGUACGGUUUUAAUAGUGUACACUAAGUCUUCUAUAGUGGGUUCAUUUUUCAAGUCAUGUUUUGUGGCGCGAGGCGCUGACGGGUUGAGAAGUGGCGUUGGUUCCCAUGACACCCAAACGCAUCAGCUGCGUUCACUGGUCCCUCAAAAAAUCACUUCCUGCUGUGCUCGUUUUUAAAAAAAAUCUAAAAGGUUCACUGCGCACAAAUAUCGUUGCCAUUUGAAAUAUAAAUAUGUCUCUGUAUUUCGAGUUAGUACGGAGAGACGAAGAAGUGCUGAGGCUGAAUUCAUACGUCGGAGAAUACAUAUCUACAUAUAAUCUCGUCGAUGAUCUAAAACAUGUCAACACCAGCAUGAAUCGUGACCUUGUGGAAAUAUUCAGGGAGAAACUAGACAACCUCACCAUCUCAGAUUACCAUGGCCUGAACGGUCCAGGCCUCACAUGCUAUUUGAACAGCGUGCUCCAGGUUCUGUUCAUGACCGAAGACUUCCGGGGUUCGAUAAAACGAUGCUGUAGCAAAGCUCCAACAGCCAUUGACGCGCUGCUGGGAAAACUGUUCGACGACUUGGAGAGAAGUUUGGCUUGGACGCAUUGCAUCGCCAAGAAGCUGGGUAUCACAGAUGUGUACGAGCAACGCGACGCUGCAGAGUACUUCGAGAAGAUCCUCUGUCUGACCAGCCCGGAGGCGUCCAAGAUAUUCAAGGGAGAGCUGAACCAUAAAACCACGUGCGUCACUUGUGAGAAGAGGAACGACUCCAGGGGCUUCUUUUGGAUUCUGCCACUAGCGAUGGGAAAUUCAUGCCGUCAAACCUACAGCGUGACGAGAGGGUUGAAGGCGUUCUUCAAGAAAGAAAAAGUCUCCGGGGAAAACAGGAUUUACUGCAGCCAGUGCGACGAAAAGCAAGUCACGGACAUUGACUGUGAGAUGACACAGAAACCAGGGAUCCUGACGCUGCUGCUGAAGAGAUUCACCUUCGACUACAAGUGCCAAAGCUAUGUCAAGCUUCAGUGCGAAGUUGAUGUGCCCCAAACUUUGCACAUGGAGAACUGUAAAUACGACCUCUACGCUUUAGUUAACCACUUUGGUGAUCUCACAGGAGGUCAUUACACCGCGGAAAUCAAAUCCUUUGAGACCGGGGAGUGGUACUGCUUCAAUGAUGACAUUGUGGAAAGGGUCAAACAGCCACUAUUCGGGUCUGGAAACACGCCUGUGAGGUCCUGUUCAGCAUACCUUCUCAUGUACAGGAAGGAGAGCACAUUUUUUGACGAAGUCGACCAGGAGGCUCAAUGUGCAGGGUCCGGCGUCGAGGCUGAAGGACGCCUCGACAAGUCCGGGCCAGACGAGGCUCCUGCUCCUCAUCGUACGCCGGAGGACGAAAGUGGCAGCGGAGGGGAAAACUUGAGACAGCUGAAUGGCGACGCGUUUAAGAAGAGCGGCGUUCACUCUUCUGGGGAACUGGAGCAGAGAGCGGCAUGCGUGAGACCACACAAAGACACGUUGCUCCGAAGGCACUCCGAAACAGACGGAGAACUUUAUUACGAACCGAAUUGGCUGACGCCUUUUUCAAAGACUCAAAAAGAUGGAGGACACAAUGAGCUUAUAACCAACUCGGGGCGCAUGGCGACGCACUCUGUCGACCGCGCGAUGGAACCAAACCACAAUUCCCCAAAGAAAAGACUCAAGCUUGAAGAUGUUUCCUGGGACACAACAGGACUAGACGCCAUUAUUCCAACGACUGGGACAAAAACAAAAUGUGCGACUGAUGGUCGCCAAAGAGUCAAACCAGCUGAAAGUAAAGGUGUGGGAAAUGAAAGUUUGGUGCUGGCCGAGGGAAUCGUAGAAGGAAAGGGUAUCAAACAGAGAACAGAGGCCGAUAUUGGUGCAAAUUCUGAUUCUGUUGUACAGUCGUGUCGCAGUUACCCCAGUGGCUGCUCUCCCUCCACAGCUCAGUACCUGACGAGGCCUUUGCCCAAUAACUGGCGAGCGAACGAUUCCACCGACUGUCGCCUUUCGUCCAGCCAAGGCAGAAAUUCAGGCAGCGUGAAGAGAAGCAAAGAGAAAAUGCUGCCUGAAGGCUGCAGACUUGUGACCGUUCAAACUGCGGCGAUGGGCGAAAAGACCGUCGGUGAGAGGAGGACGAAAAACGCCAAAAAGAGGGUGUCAAACACACAAGAGCCGUGGAGGUGAUUAAACGAUGAGGGAUGAUAUCUUUCGUUUUUUAAGUGACAAUUGGUUUGAUUCUCUUAACGAAUCUGAAGAGUUUAUUAGUUCUACUUGUAUUAUAUUUGUGCUUUUUAAAAUAAGGAUCCACGACAGUAUAUCUGCAGCGAGACCCGCGCAGACACCGAUGACUGCCGAUCGAGCGUUGCCACCGACUGACCAACGAACUGUGAUCAGGGAGUUUAUGUAUUUUUAUUGUACGUGCAUGCGUUUGUGUGCAGGUCGACACCGUUUCACAGUGACAGCGAUGUCCUGGUAUCAAGAAGCACAUGUGAUAAUAAGUAUUCCUCGUGUUGCAUGUCUCUUUCCUAGAAAGUACAUUCAGUCGCAAGCAUGGAAGGGCAGUAUUUGGGGAAAAUCCGCAAAUUGGAAUUCUGGAUUUAUGAUGGAAAAUGAAACAUAACAACUGCUGCAGUUAUUAACAAUGACACAAUUUUUUUAGAGAAAUAUCAAAUAGUCAUCAAAAAGAAUGUCGCCCCCACACAUUCAAUGGAGCAAAAUUAACCAUCAUUAUGUGUAAUUUUAUUUAUUAUUUCAUGGAAAAUUGUAUAGAAGGGUUCAAAAGGUUUGUCUCACAAAAAGAAUUAGAAUUUGAAUUCCAUUUUGUGGAGUUGAUGCUGACUGUAUAAUUAAUCAUAAAUAUUGGGAGGUAUUUCUGUUGCCGGUGUCAUUGUUUUUGUUAAAAAUGUGACUCCAUUUUUUUAUUUAUUUAAUAAAUAUAUUUUGAAAUUAAAA
This is a messenger RNA of Scophthalmus maximus (turbot), 2993 nucleotides long. RefSeq names its product ubiquitin carboxyl-terminal hydrolase 21-like. Bases 270 to 2225 code for a protein of 651 amino acids. Gene Ontology annotation, biological process: protein deubiquitination. Gene Ontology annotation, molecular function: cysteine-type deubiquitinase activity; cysteine-type endopeptidase activity. NCBI's taxonomy places the organism in Eukaryota, Metazoa, Chordata, Actinopteri, Pleuronectiformes, Scophthalmidae. Gene Ontology annotation, cellular component: cytosol; nucleus. The transcript has 12 exons. The record is from RefSeq and is a predicted model, not a curated record.